Molecule: messenger RNA, 23896 nt
Organism: Gallus gallus (chicken)
Lineage: Eukaryota; Metazoa; Chordata; Aves; Galliformes; Phasianidae
Gene: SPRED1
Product: sprouty related EVH1 domain containing 1
Exons: 6
Coding region: 21515-22780 (421 amino acids)
Biological process (GO): negative regulation of MAPK cascade; multicellular organism development
Cellular component (GO): membrane
Molecular function (GO): protein kinase binding
Source: RefSeq, a predicted model, not a curated record
ACUUAGUCUAACCUUUUCUUGGUGUGUUACUUCAGUACAUCUCAGGAAGCUCAGACUAAUACUUCUCAGAAUUUAAGUAUCUGGGUAGUAUUUGUAUGCUUUUGACUUCGAUGGAAAGUCAAAUCAGAAGUUGUUCAGUAUCUUACAGUGGAAGUGGGCAGGAUUUUAUAUUACCCCUGUGAAUCAUUUUUAUAACACUUGUUUUUUUCAUAAUGAUAAAAUUUGUGUUCAUCUUCAGUCUUGUAAACUCUGUUGCAUACCAUCUUUUUCAUAAAUGAAAAUGUUUCAGAUGUGGUUUAUUAAUUUCAGUGCAGCAAUUCCCAAGUCCAGUGGUUGAGGCAGUUACCAAGUGAGAGUACAAGACGCAGAGGAGCUAAACUGAAUUUAAUGUUUAUGACAGCAUUUGGGGUUUGGUGAAAUUUACCUCUUUCUAAUUAUGAAGGUCUGAAAGUUGAUACUCCUCCACAAAACUAUGCAGAAGAGGGCUGUUCUCAUGCAAAUCUUUAUAGCUGUGUUGGAUUGUGGGUUUUUUGGUUUUGUGGCUUUGUUUUGGGUUGGGUUCUUUUCAUUUUUUUUUUUUUCUUUCAGGUGUUAAUCAGAACUUCUUUUUAAAUGCCUUCCACAAAUUGUAUGAAGUGCUGCAGUUGUGUGACUGAUACGUGCUAUGGGUGGUUUUGUUUUAGUGUCUUUUGAUAGACUACUUACAUAACUUGAAAUAUUUAACUCUUUGGUGUUUAUGGGGUUUUGUUGGUUUUUGGUUUUGGAGUUUGUUUGUUUGUUUUUUUGUUGUUGUUUUUUAAAUCCUUUCCGACAACCUGUGAAAUAUUUCAGAAUAAGCUAAAGGUGCAUAAGUACACAAGCAGUUUAAACUAAAAAUAGCUAGCGUUCCAUUAAUACCCUAUGUUUCACCAACACUAACAAAUCCAAUUUCACUAAAUAAAUGACACUGGUGCUGUCAUUUCGACACGCAAAAUAAUUUUGCCUCCAUGUACUUGAUAGCCACCUCUUAGAAUAUCUAAAGCAAAUUUACAGUUGAGAUCAGUUAAUGAGGGAGUGUGGGAGUAGAUUUAUUUGAAAUCCUCUGAACUUAACUGCUCAUUUCUUUGCUCUUUAAUGAUAAAGCAGAUCUGUGGUUUGAAGCGGUUUGGGGAUGUUAUGGUGACAAGGUAGAUGAGCUACCUUAAAGCUGCAGAGGGGUCAGCUAACAUUUCUACCCUCUAGGUUUAGCAUUGCUUAGAAAUGACAUCAGAAAUCUCCUACUGAAAAUGCUGAAGAAACUUGAUACCUGGAUAUUGAAGCACUUCAGAGAUUGAAUGUUUGUCCUAAGUGUUCAAAGGACAUAAAUUAAUAAUGAUUUAGUACUAUAUUUUAUCAUUGUGAGUUGUUAAUGCUUUACAUAACAAUUCAAAAAUUGCCAUAAAGAAUUUGUCAAAAAUCCUUGCUGUUCAAUGUUGUUCAAUCCUUUCGAUGACUUAUCUCCACCUUGCCAUACCUGGUAGAAUUCUAUAUGCUGUAUUUCUUCUUGAGGAUGUUUAAGCCGAAAUAGAUUAUUUGUUCCUCGAUUCUUUGGUGGAAAGCUUUACCUUAUGGCUGUCUGGUGGCACUCUGUUUUACUGUGGCAGCAAGCUGUCAAGCUUGGUGUGGUUUAUCUGUUCUCCCAGGCUGUGUUGUGUUCUUAGGCAUUUGGAAAUUGAAGUGAACUGAAAUGGCUAUGCUAGAUUAUUCAGUUUAAUCACUUGGUACAGCUGGUUUGCUGUUCGUGUUUCCAUGUGAGAACGUGAGGUUAGUUUUAGUAUCUGAAUGAGUUAUUUCAGUGCAUCGUGUACUGCAUGCAUAUGUCUUCUCUUGAAAUGGCUUGUUUCACAAUAAUCAUGUGAAUAAAGUGAAGAAUAAAAUGGCAGUGUUUCCAGUACCUUCAUAAGGUUCAAGGGAAAAGCUUCUCGGUGCAUUUCCCAGCCAAACUGAAUUGCUCUGUCAGCAUCAAGUGUAAAGUAACAGCAUCAGGAGGAAGGGUGCUGGGAAUGCUGGUGCUCUUGGGCUUUGGCCUGGAGCAAGCAGCUUUUGAGGUGGGCAGAGACCUCUGUGUCUCCUCUGCCAGUGUCUGGGCAGUCAGAGCCUGGCUUAGGAGUGCAUAGCAGCUGCCCAUCUUCCCCCGCAGCUACCAGAAGGACACUCAUGCUUCAAAGACCCCACGUGCUUUUGGUCAGCUCUAACCUGCUGCCAUCUGAGGUGUAGCUUUACGCUGGGUAUGACAAACAUCCAAGAUGCAAAGGUUUCUUGAUUUUUUUUUUUUAAUUUUUUUUAAGUUAAAUAUAAUAUUUUUGUGUUCCAAUCAUCUAGAGGCCUAUCUCUUUUUUUUUUUUCGUACAUGAGAUAAACCGUUUUGAUUUUAUUUAAUUGAUUGAAUGUGAGGAAUUCCUAACUGCUGGUUUGGGCUGAGGCAGUGUGAACUGUGAAUGAAGGAUCAUAUUGGUUUGUGAUAGCUGCCAAGUGUUCUAAACUACAUUUUUCCCCUCGCUGCUGCUAGGACUUUUGAACUCCUUGUGGGCAGUUCCUUAGAAGUAAAUAACCCCACUGCUGUUCUUGCUGCACACAGCACUUUUUCAGCUGUACAACCUUGACUGAAAGUCUCACUUUUGUCAAUAUGGGAUUAAAGAAAGGAAGAUAUCUCAUUGGAAAAAGUGGAGUGAAGCAGCGGGGGGAGGGGAGGAAGGGGUGAGGAAUGAGAGAAAUAAAAUAAAUGUGCUGUAGGAGCUACCUGUGUGUACAGUGUGUUAAUUCCUUCCCCUGGUUGGUGCUGCAGGAGCAGGGCUGGCAGUGGAGGGACCGGGUCCCCUCGUGCUGCUCUCGGUGGCACUGGUGGUGACCAGCAGUGCUGUGCCGUGCUCAAGUUUGUCCUUCCUGAUGUUAAAAUGGGGGGCAAAGGAGACAGGAAGGCAAUGCCAAAAAGAUGAAGAAGACUGACAAGUAAGGAGAGAAAUCUAAGGCCUAGCUUUAGGUGUGCAUUUAAAAGUCAAUGAGGCAAACUACUGGCAUCAGGUUUCUAAAAUUAUUUCAGAUGGCUGUCUUGCUCUUUGAAAGCUCUUCUUGUAGCAGAUUUUUGAGUUUUUUUCAUUGAAGUUUAGUACAGGGAACAUUAGAGUUCUUUAUUAAGCCUGCUUCUCAUAUUGAGUUAUUGCCCUGUCAGCCAGUGCAUUAGGUUCUGGAAAAAUACAUAGUAAACCCCACUGCCUAAUUGAUGUGCUGCUUGGAAGCUAUAGAUAGUUUGUCUAGGAACUGCUUCCAGUCCUACCAGCGGUAUCCAUGGCACUGGUAAGAAAGCAUUUCUAGGCAGUUUUUAUAGGCUUUAUUUGUUAGCUUUCUUUCGACUUUAAAAGAAUGCCCAUACGCUAUUCUGAGAUUUUAAAGAAAAUGCAAAGAGAAGUUUAAAUGUCUCUGUGGGCUAUGCAGCUGCCAUUCUGUAUAUGACGAGUGACAGGCUUCACCAGAACUCCUGCUUCUGAAGGCAGGAGACCAUGAUUCUAAAGCACACUGUAGUGAUGUUAUUUAUAUCCUGCCAAAAGCAAUUAUCCUGCAAGGCUUAUAAAUAUGUGUUAGCUUUUGUGCAUGUGAUAAACUCUGUAGACUUCCACAGAGAUCUGUAGGUCUACUCAGACUGAUAUAUUUAAAUUUUUGCAGGACCGAAGCCCAAAUACUUGCAUAAAAAGAUGUUUCUAGUUCAGGCAUAUGCAGAUUAUUCACCAGUGAGGCAGAAGUGUUUCCUUGGGACUGGUCUGUUGUGAUUAGGUUUAUUAUACCAAGGUAAGAAGGUCUUACAUUAAAUAGCAUCUGAAAGAGUUGUUUUAAGAAAAAAUGUUUUGGUUCACACGUAUUAUUUCCAACAAUUUCAUUUAAGAUUUCAAGAACCCUUAACUGUUCAAGAACCCUAUUUUUAUUUUCUGUGAAUCCUGUGCUUCCUUGUGAAGAUUUAUUACUCCUUAAAGCGUCUUCAGUUAGCUACUUUAAGCCCUAAAAGCAGCCUCGUUCUGAGCUGUGUCUUUUCGUCACUGUGUGACAGAAAAUGAGCUCCAGUGUUGGAGGAAAGGCCUGUGCUUUGAAUCUUGGCUACCAAAUAGAGCAGCUUUUCUGUUCACCUCACAGCUGCUGCUAAUGUUUCAUUCUGCAACUGCUACAGGAUGGGCAAGUAACCAUCCUCGUAUGAGACAAAAAUAUAACUCCAUUAGUCAGCUGGCGUGGGCUGCUGAAGCAGAAAUGCAGGCUGUAUUUUCUCCUGGUGGAGAAAAAUCCAUCACAUCCUAUUAAAGUUGCCAUUAGCCGACUAUGGGGGAAUGUACAUUUCCUGAAUCCGUGAUUGCCUGUUCUCCUUACUUUGAUGGCUGUCUACUUUAAAACUUGUAAUUUAGUCAUAACUAUUAUAAGAUCGUGUUACAUCUCUGGGGUUAAAUCUAUUUGACAUAUAAUCUGUCUGAGAAAAGCCCUUAAGAAAUAACGGUGCUUGACACUAACUGAACCUUAAAUUAUUGUGGCGUGAAUUGGAGGAACUUGUUUCUGAGGGGGUUCGGUGAGCCUUCUGAAAUCUGUGUCACCCUGUUGGACUUGUGCAUUUCUAACAUUUAAACUUUUAAAGUACUUUGUUAUUUUAAUUCUUGGCUGUUAAACGUCAAUUUCAAAGUUUCUUUCAAAUUGUUGUUUUGGGUUUUUGUUGUUGUUGAUGAUGGUGGCUUGUUGUUGUUUUUUAAUGGCUGUCUUCUGUACGUUCAAAAAAGGCUAGUAGCAUCUUUGACAUCCUCUUGCCAGUGGCCAGUGUAGGAUGUAAGUAAGGGAGAGCUGCCACCCCAAAGCUUUUUCACACUAACAUUUGAACCCUUAAGGUUUCAGGAUGUUUAAUCUUCAUAAUCUGCCAUUAUGACAAAGUGCAGAACCAAGAAAAUAAAGGUGCCUUUUUUUCAUUCUUGCUUACCAACAAGAAAAUAAUUUUUCAUGGUUAUUCUGGCAGAAGCACAGUGUUUCAACAAAUGGUUUGCUGUGGUUAGGUUUCCUCUUACUUUAGGGCUAGAUUUUGCUGAAAUCUCUGAGCCACCUGAUUCUUUGUCCUUUUUUUUAUGAACUGCGGACAGAGAGAAAUGUUCAAAUUUCUUAAUUUCCUGAGAGAUAAGUAUUUAACCUUAGCGUACAGAGUGAGUGGUACUAAUAUAACUGUCACAGAUCUGUGCUUGCAGUUUGCAGGUAUAUUAGCACAUGUAAGUUAAAGGCAGAAUAGCGUUCAAUCUGGCCAUGUAAGGCUCAUUUCUUUCUCCACUUUGUGUACAGUGUUAAAGUUGAAAUGGUGCAGUGGCAAAUGGUAGUCAAGUUUCAAUUGUUAUUGUAGCUACCUGCGUUAUAGUAUAGGAAGGUCCUGGGUAUGUAUCAAGCCUGUUGGCAGCUGACUUGUCUUGGUGUUUUGCCUCUUUAGUGCAGGUAAUUGGCAAUGCCUCACGCUGCUUUUGGUUUGCUCACUUCUGCCAGUGAUCAAGGUCUUGUUCUCAGUAAGCAAGCUGAGUGAUAGUGAAGGACUUCAGAAUGUGGUAAUGAACAGUAAAGUCAAAGUAAAAAAAUCACAUUAUUGUGUUAUACAACUAUCAUAUGUACUUAAUAACUCUCAUAGUUUAAUUCAGCUCUUCAUUAAAAUGUAAAACUUAGGCAGUUUCAGCUGAUGGGGCUAUUUUCUGUCAAGUCAGCUUCCAGUAAGUAAUAUUUACUAAAACUUAGUGUGGAAACGCAGACAGUGUUCUGUACUAAUUUACACAAAGUUUUGGUUGCUGAGCUAAAAACUGCUGUAAACUUCAGUUACUGUUCUGUAAAAAUUGAAAAUCAAGUCUCCAUAACAAUCUGUUUCAACUUCUAAGAAAAGGAAAUGAGAAGAUCCUAUUCCAGAGUGUUUGAUCCCAUAACCCUAAUUUUAUGUAAGAGCUAAACACAACUAUGCAUCCAAAGGUUGUGCCCUCAUGAGAUGCUUUCCUGUUCUCGUUGAGCACGGGUAAUGGGAUUUCUCCUGCGUUCUGCGUCUGAGGGUUGUUUUCCUAUUGGAUUUUUGCACUUUAGAGUUCAAUAAAACUUGAAUGUUUUCCCCUUACGAAGGGAAAAUCCACCCUGCCUGUUUCUGGUUAGCCUGCCUCAGCCCAUCAGCAUCCAGGUGGCUGUGGGGGAUUCUUUUCAGCUUUCAACCUUUCUCUUUGUCUUUACUCUCUUGUGAGCAGGAUCAUCUGCUGCAUGUGUUGCUCAUUAAACAGGCACCGGUUUUCAUUUAGUACAGUAAUUUUCCUUACGUCAAAGCCUUCCUGUGUGCUGAGUUAUGCACCCUAGCCUUCAGCUUUUCUCCAACUGCUCUGAGUUGCAUGUAGGCAGCCAGCUUGCUUUGUGUACAGCUGAGAGAGAAAUGUAAACAUUGGUGUGACUAUGUGCGUGGAUAUGGUAAGUGCCUUCCUAUCCUGGAGAGUUCUGGAUGCAAAAUUUUACCUUAGUGAAUUGACAGACUUAAGAAGCUGGUCUGUUCGGAUGCAGAGAUGUGCAUGUACAUGGCUAUCUGUAGGUUCUUUUAUGUGGAUCCGUUUGGCUUGGGCUGCUGGGGAGCUUGUUUUGCCUCGUACAAGUUGAAAGAGAUUGCCAUAUGGUCUGGUAUAGUUCAUGUACACAACUGUGAUCCAGUAGAGGAAAGGCAAACUCCCUGCCCCCCUUCUGCUGUUUCAGAGAGGAACAGACAGGAGGAAGUAGGAGUGAGAACAGAUUUCUGGAUAGAUUGGUAGGCAGCGGGGUGAAUUCUUAGCACUUCCCACCAGAAGUUUAUUCUAAUAGCUUCAUGCUUAACUGUGUAACUGCUGCUCGGGAGGCUGGAGCACAAGGAUCAAGAGCCAAUGCAUAAACAGGCUUGUGGGACUAAUUCCAAAAAUGAAUGGUAAAGGUAUUUGCUUCAUAUUCUGGAGUAAAGCUGAGGUGCUCUCAGCAUCUAGUUUUGUGAAGUUGACUAGUUUUGUGAAGUUGAUCAUGGUUUGGUUUUUUACUUUAUGUUCAACUGAAUGUGAGCACAGGUGGAUAGAUCUGGAGAACGCUGUGGCGGUGUGCUGUCUGAAUGAGAUUUUCCAAAGGCACACACCUGGUGGUGGAAGUGUGUGUAACAGUACAUCCAUAGUGACUGAAAUACGUCAAAUGCUAAAGGAAGGGAAGUGCUAAGAGAAUUUUUUUUUUCCUGGUUUCAGGGCCUUUUAAAGCCAAAGGGUAAUGUUUGUCUAGCUUUUCAAUAAUGUAUAGGAGGAAUAGAUGGAAUUUUAUGUUGAACACUGCUAUUCUAUUGGUGAUCAGUUUCAGACUGAGGAAUUAAAUAAAAGAUAAAGCACUUAAAAAAAAAAAGUGAGGCUUAGAAUUACUAAGUUCAUACAUGGAAUAGAAAACAACUCUUACAAAUUUCCUCUGGCUUAAAGAUGAGUUUAUAUAUAAGCACCAGAAAAGAAAGAAGAAAAUGACUUAGAUAGGUCCUGAAAUAAUUCUUCAAACCUGCAUUUCAAAUGAUGAAACUUUGAUCCUUGUCAUUUUGGGCUGCCUCUGAGAGGCCAAGUUGUGUGUGUGUGUGUUCACCACCACUGCCUUUGCCUUAGAACAGAGGGGCAUGGCUGCAGGUGAUGUGGUGCACUGAUCUGUCAAAGCAAUCUUUCUGGGUUGUUGAAUUUUCUGCUUAGGUUGCACAACCGGCUUGCUUCGCCAUUGCAUAACGGCCUGAGCUAACACAAAGGAAGCAGCAGAGUUGUGCCCCAAGACUGAGGGAGGAGAAAGGGGCAGAUUCAUUGAGGCUGGAGCUAGGUGAGCAGGUUUAGUUGCCUUCCCAUUAUCCCACAAAAUCAAGUAAGUUUUGCUGCAAACCUGCAGGUGCUGAAUCACUGGUAGAACUCCACAUAUGUGACUGUUCAGACAACUCAUGUAAGUAAAAUCUUACAGUUAGGAGCACUCAAAAUGGGAGUUCUGUAUAUCGUUUAGGUGCUCUGCAUAGUAUACUGUACCCAGUCCGUGUAACCAUUCAGUGAAGCAUCACCCUUUAAUUUGCCUCAUGGAGGUGCAUCGUCUGUCUGUGUCAGAAUGCUUGCCUGAGUAUAAUCUGGAAGCUGCUUUUCUUCUGAGUGCCUGUGUACUGGAACCCAGUGUUUAAAGCUUGAAAUUCAUGGGGUUUGUAUUUCCCUGCAUUCUCAACAAAUACUGAAUAACCUUUUGUAAAUAAUGAUCCUUAUUAAAGGAUGAAUAGCUGCAAAACGCGAAGGAUUUUCAUGUAGUUUUUUUCUUCUUUUGAAGAGAGGAGAUUUGUAUUUCCUCUCCUUUAUGUGCUUGGCAUAAUAAUGCAGGAGCACAAACUAAAGCAGUAACAAGUAGCUGUGGUUCAUGGUGCCAGCGCUGCUGUUUAGAAAAUGUGUUGUACCAGUAAAUUAACUUAAAAUGUAAAGAACCUUCAUUUCAAAUUGUUGAUUAGUGCUUCACGUGUUUUAUUUUGUUGUUUUUCUAAAUGAAAAAUGUCUUCUAGCAAAAAAAGCUCAGUUGUCAGAUCAGUUUUUGCAGCUGAUUCUUAAAGGCUGUUUUUCUUUUUUAAAACUUCUUUGGGUGAUAUUUCCUCUAAUAUUGGUGAUUGCAAAAAGCAUCUUUGAGCUGGUGAGUCACUUAAAACAAUUCAUAUUUGUUUGUUAGAUAUUAAACUCUCUUCAUAGUACAGAUUAUUGCUGUAACUCCUUUCCCAAAAAAGAAAAAAAAAUUCUUCAAACUGCAGUAAGACUUAGCAAGUAUUAAUUCAGACUGUGGAAUUUGUACAAUAAUGCUCCAACCUUUCCUAUCACUUCACUUCAAAAUUCUGAAGAGAAUGAAAGCUUUAAUCUGCAGCAAGGCAGUGCUUAAUUUCUCUUACCUAUUUGUCGAAAAUAUUUUGUUAUAGGUGGAUUUAUGAUAAUGAAAUUAACAGCUACGUGUAUGUUUGAUGCACUUAAAAUUGAACCUUAUAUUGUGAUGUAUUUUUUUUAUUGUAUUUCUUGAAAACUGUGGUUUCUUUGCCUCUCGGUUUUCAUCACACUGUGGGAUAAACUUUUUGCAGUGUUAAGAAUGUCCAUUUUCUGUGCUACCAGAAUUAAUCCUCUUGCAUCAUCUGGAAUCAAGAGGACUCCCCCUUGGUAUUCUGUCCAUACAGAAAGGAAACUCGAUCUGUUUUGUUAGCGUGUAAACUGGGUUUUAAUAAAUACAGUGAGGGCCAAAACUUGUGGCAAUAAGAAUUUGUAUAGAGAGAAAAUGUAUGUUUCUGGGAGGAGGGAAAACUGCUCAUAGCUACAUUACAUGUUUGUUGCUCAUUAUUCCAUAUGUGUGAAGCCAGAACAAGGAAACUAUAAGAGUUCAAUUAUGUUGAUACUACAGAAAGAGAUCAAAUGUGCCAAAAAUUGUGACUUUAAUCUUGAAUAUUCACAUUUCAGGUUGUGGCUUAAUCUCAAAGUACAUCUCUAAUGCAGAGAAGCAGAUGAGCAGUGGUUGGACUGUGACUGCUCCAUCUUUUCCUGAUCUGUAUGGGUUUGCAGGAACCAGCUUGGCAGCAGCCGCCAAAGGUGAAGCAGGUUCUGCUGCCUGUGGUCCCACUGCUUGCAACCUGUGCAGCUUGUGUGUUCUGACUUCAGAGUCAUUGUGAUACACUGUGAGAGUGCUUUGAGACCAAAAAUCAGCCUUCUACUGAUGAAGGUUGGCUAGCUGUUCCGGUCUGAAGCGAUCCUUUCUUCUGAAAUUCCUUGGUUCACUUCAGUGUCCUGGUGUUGAUCACUGCCUGGCUGCAGGGGCUCUGGAGAAAGUGCGUGGUGAGCCCAGCUGACCAGGAGGGAGAGGAGUGGAGUGCUGCUGCAGUGGUGCCAAAUGGUGUUACCUUCAUGUGCUCAUGGUAAUAGCAACGCUGGCGCAGGCAGGAAAGGGGCUUCUACCUGCUGGUAGAAGGUAGUGCAGUACUACAGGUAGUUUUUUAUUCCCUCAGCAGUGUUCACUGAAAGACCAUCUGAAGUGAGGCUGUAGAAGGUGGCUACAGGAAACACAGCAAUCUGGCAGCUGUCAUUUUCAUCUGUCUGUUUAUUGGCUAUAUUAAUGCAUUUUAACCUUUCUUUCAAUUGCAUCAUGAUCCUUAGGGAUUUCCCACCUGCGUUAUUUAUAAUGAUUAACCUGAUGCAAUCCUGGAUUGUAAUAGGACAGCUUGUAGUUGCUGGAAAGGAUUUAAUUCAUAUACAGUUAGAAACUUAAAACUUCAGUGUUUUACCUUUUUUUACUUCUUCUGGAAUCAGUUUAUAUUGGAAGCAACUUAAACCAAUUUUUACUGGUUGAGAUCUUGCUACAAAUUUUAUAUGUAUGUUUAUAUCAGUAUAUUAUAGAAAGCCAUUACAUAAGAAGUACUUGCUUAACAACACUAUGCAUUGUGAUUAUGCACCAAAGAAAGGCAUCCAGGUUUUCUUCCUGUCUCUCCUUGUAUAGAAAAAUAGGAUUCUGUUUGUUACUUUGUUUUUUUUUUUUUAUUUACUUGGUAGGGAAGAACUUAUGCAAGCAGCAUUUCCUCCCCCAGCCCUGUUAGCUUCAUGUAGCUGACUUUUGAAAGAUCUAUUACUUCAUUUUUUGUUACUUGAGUUCUGGCAUUUUUAGCUCCCCUUUCUUCCCCUUAAAUAACUCUUAGGCAAUCUUUUCUUUUUUGCGCUUCCUAAAGAAACAACUGUGUCAGCUGUUUUUCUUUAAACAUCAACUUUUCGUGUGGAAUAGUCAAUACUGGUUUGUUUUCUUGGUUUUUUUUUUCUUUUGUUUUGUUUUUUACAAAGUCUUUUGUGAUAAUGCCUCAAUCAGAUGGUUGCGCCAAGUACCAGUCACACAGCGCUUCCCAGUUGAUGUAUGGAUGAGGAAAACAAGUAGUAGCUGCUUUACUCAUGGAUGGUUAAAGGAUUGAAUUGAUGGAUCUAGAAGCCUUAAAAACUAACCAGCAUUCUUGAUUUUUCUGUCAAGUCAGUAAGAUUACAAAAUAAUUCUAAACAAGUCUAUAGGAACACUUGGGAGAAUGGAUGAAAAUUACAGCUGAGUGAGUUCUGUCUAGGACUUAUUGUAUGAUUAGGGAAUAUUCUUUCAUCUCUUCAAACACAGUAACUUUUUUAUGUUAGUGCAACCUGAUUCAAGAAACAGACCUCUCAGAAAGUUAUAUAUCCGGCAUGAAAAGCGCGUGCGAGGUGAAUUCAUUCCUGGUCUCGGAUAGUGAACAAAGUCUAGAGAACUGUCAGAUUAAUUUCUGUGAUGCGCCCGCUCCUUUAGGCUUAAAUUGCUAAGUGGGGAACACUUCUAGCUAAAAAAUCAGAGAUGAUUUGUUAGCAUCACUAAAGACGUUACUUGUAAUGUGCUAUUGGUCUUUUGACCUCAUUUUUUUUCAGGAUGCUUAACAAAAUGCUGAUUGCUUUUCUUUAGCUAGCAAAGCAGUUAAUAACUUCUGUCUUACUGGGUUUAUACAGACAGUCUCUUUGCAAAUGAAAGUACUCAUUCAGUUGUUACUUUAUAAUGAGGGAAAAUUAUUUGUAAUCCAUAAUGUUUUCCUGCUACACUGCAUGCUUGGGGUAUAAGUAGAGAAGGUCCUUCUCUUGCUAGAAGAGCAGAAGUCCAUACCAAAAUAUGGGUAUGAAUUAGAUCAGUGGUGGGCCAAACUUAAAUUCCUGUUUCUUGAGGUUGAGCUUCGUCUUCUACACGUUUGUCUGUUCAGACAGUUUAUUUUCUCUUUAUAUUUAUUGAAAACAUAUUUUCUUUUUCUGUCUCUCUAAGCAGGGGUCUUGGAUUUUCUGUUUGCAUUUCAUUAGAUAUGCAGUGAGGAUUCACUGUUAGCAGUCCUGUUAAAUACUAAACCACACCUAUUUGUGGAAUGGGAAUAUAUAUCUCGCUACAUUGACAUUAGAAAAUUUUUCAGUUUUAUACUUCAUAUUUUACAAAUUGUUUUACUAUGCUGUGUUUUGUGUAACGAAAAUGGCAUAUAGUUGUGCUUGAAACAGUUUCAGAGGGGAUUGCAAUCUGUAUUGUCCAGUGAGACUGUGCAGCACAAGUCUCAGAGCUGCACAAAAAACAUAAUUUUCCUGGUGUGACAUUUUUCUCUCUUAAAUGUACUGAAGCAGGAGGACUUUUUCUGUGCUCUUCCUUGGAUUCUGCUGCCUCAAAUAGUUUUGAGCUUGCAUUAUGUCACGUUGCAGUUGUCUCCUCUUAUACUCUGAUCAGAUCAUACGUUUUGUGCAGUUUGCCUUAACUAUCCCCAGAACCUUUCCCACAGCCUAAGGUGAGGUGUCCCACCCCAGGCCCAUGUCUUCCAAUGGCAUUAAUGGUUUUGAAAUGUCGAAAGAGGAAGUAUCAAAAUGUUGUCCCUGCUCUAGAUCAUCUCAUGAUCUCAGAGGUAUAACAGAGAUGUAACUUUGCUUUGGUUUUCUUUAGGACUUUGUUGCCAGAACAAGGACAGUCUAGCUCAUGGACCCCUUUCCAGGUGCAGAGUAGACCUUAAGAGAGUCAGUGAUUAUAACAGGAAUUCUCAUGACUAGCUAUGAUUUUUGAAGUGUGAAUGUGUUCUUAUUUUGAUCUGAUCUAUUUUCAGGGGAAAAUGCAUGUACAACUUGUGUUCUUUUUCUUGGGCAAUUGUUUACAAGCUUUUAAGCUUCUGGAACAGCAACAAAUAAUACAACUUAAAUAGUCUUCAUUUUGAAGUGAGAGGCCUUUCAGUGUUACUGUGCUACAUGUUGUGUUCUUUCAUGAACCAAGUAUUCAUUACAUACUGCUUUUUGUAGAAAAUCAUGAACGCUGUUAAUUUAGCAGCAGUUGGAGUUGGGAAUGCAGUUACAGAAGGAUUAGUUAGAUUUUGUUGUUGUUAUUUUGUUGCUCUAUUAACAUUCCGAUGGUCUCUGACCUUAGGACUUCUGAAUCAUUUCAGUGCUUGAGACUACUGGCCAGGAUUCUAAUAAUUACUGAGAUUAUCAUACAGAUCACGCAGUUACGUAUUGGAUUAUCAAACUGAUCAUACAGUUAAAUAUUCACUCUCAAAGUUGCUUCUGAAGUAUUGCAGAUAUAAAGGGCAUGUUGUUAAAACAUUUUCUAUAAUCUUGUUAAUCUCGUUUCCUCUCCUUUGAUGGAUUACUGUAGCAGAAUUCUUUGCAUUUGUCUUUCGCUUGUCUGUCUCAGUUUAUUUCCUCUCUCCCAAAGAUACAAGGUUUGUAAAAAGUACAAAAAGACUGAUUCAAACCACAGAGUGUGGUGCUGCAUAGCAAGGGAGUGGUAGCUUCCUUUCAGUCGCUGAACGAAACCUCUUAAAAUAGAGCUGUAAGUUCACAAGUUACCACGCUUAAAGCUGGUUCACAUUUUUGUAUUUACUCUGAUUUUUCAUGCUAUUUGUUAAACAUUUUGUAGUUUUGCUUAUAGUCUUUGUUUUGUUAGUGUGGACAUUUUUGAUUUGUCCUCUUACGUUUGUUUGAAACAUACUUUUGGAAGCUGUUUUUUUCCUUUGUCACCUUAUGUUUAAAAAACAAAAGCAGUUUAGCAUUAGGGAUUUCUGGCAUGGUAAAUUGUGUUCCAGGACCGUUUUCCUGUGGACAGGUUAAAGUCCUUGAAAAGGCCAUCUCAGUGCAAAUGUUGAGACAAGCUUGUGAUUUAACAAUAUCAGCUACAGUUUUCCUUCACGUGGUUUAAAAAUACUUAGCGAUGUCAAAACUCAGCAAGACAGUAAAAGGAAGAAUUUUACUUUUUGUGUGGUGAUGCUUUAUUUGGUUUUAGACCUUGGUCCUUUUCUCUUGAGUGGAAAUGCGUGUCAGGAAUGAUGUAGGCCUUUUACCAACUUGUUCUAAUGUCACAAGAUUUAAAUUUAAAUUUUGUGGUUGCCUACCUACUAUGAAGUGUUGCUUGAGGUGAGUCAACUGAGUGGGACUGAUGUUUUUUCUUCCCUAAAUAUUUUGUCAAAAGAUAAGCAUAGCAGCUCACCAACUAAACUUUAUAGGUAGGUCACUCCGAAAGUAAUGCCUCCUAUUUAUUUCCAUGGAAAUGACAACAUACAAAGAACACAGUUAUGCUAUAUGAAAAAGCAAAUUCUCAGCUAUAAAACACUGUUUUUCAACAUAGUCACUUUUUGCAGUGUCACAAUUGCUGAAUUAGUUUGUUACAGGUGGUCACUGUCCCAAAGAGUGCAUAGUCCAGGAUAAACUGAAAUAAUUUCUGAUAAAAUUAACAUAAAAUACAACACAGUAUUUCCUAGCGUGUUUAUAAAAGUAUAGCAGGGUCUGGUUUGUACUUUUGCAGAACAAGUAUCUCAUUGUUAAGUGGCAAAUAAUAACUUUUCAGAUAUUUGUGGAGCAUUAUUAUUAAAUGCAAGAAACAUACGUGUAUAGGUGCUUGUUUGAAAAUAAUAUAUGUGCAGUACAGACUGUUAUAUCUUUUCAGGGUAGCUGAAGCUGUUCAUAAGAAAUCUUCUUAUGGUCUUAUUUUAGUGUACGAGUUACCUUCAUCUUUUGCUGGUCAAGAACAGGAUUACAGAAUGACUGUUGAUUAAUACGUUCAUAUCCUGUUAAUUGGGACUUUAAGGUCCUGUCUCCUCAAUCUUGAUUGCUAGAUGACUAAUAGCUCUGACUAUGAGCAUGGUCUAAUUGUAUAUCUGAGUGAUGCUUUGUACGUAAAAAUGGAGAAAAGGGUCCUGAGAGAGGAUUCUGACUUUUCAGAGACAAACUGUUAGCUGAAAAACUUUAUUUAGAUUAUUACCAACUAUAGGAAGCAUUGCUAUUCCAGGGAAAGUAAAAGGCAGAAUUUAAUCUGUACUCCUUAUUUAAACAAACAGAACAACAACAAAAACACCACUUUACCUGGAUGGAUGUUGUCUGGUAGCAGUUAAUGAAACUACAAGGCUGUCUUUGUUUCUAUGGAAUCCAUCUCAGGAUGCAAAGUUGCCCGAAGUUUGCUGAAGUGCUGAAGCUUCUUCCAUCAUUUCUUUAGACAUUUUGUUUGUAUUUUUUUUCCUAUGGGCUUUUUCAUCUCAAUCUACAUGUUUCCAUGGAAAGCAAGUUCAAUUAAUACAUGGCCUUGGUACCAGCAGCUUGAUUGGUAUGUGAUAAGAAAGAAGUAGUGAUUCUAUCGAUACUGAAGUAAUUGGCAGUUCUGUGCUAUAAAUACAAUAAGGAGAUUCUUCAGGAUCUUCAGAAAUUCCUUGAUUAAGGAGGUGGAAGAAAUGAGAAUGUGUAGAGAGAGGAGAAGCAGGACUGGGUUGAAGAGGGUAGAUAUUUCUGGCUGUCAGCUUGUAAAAAGAAGGUGAAUUUAGGCUUUUCUGGAAGGAGCCAGUUAAGCUUGAAAAAGCAAGUUACUGAAUUGGGUGGAAUUUGGCCCAAGAAUCCCUGGUAUCAACAUUCCUCUAUUGUUCAGCAAGCAGCUAUGGAAGUCCCGUUCAUUUCUGACUCCUCAAAGGGGAACUAAUAACUGUAUCUGUCUGCUGCUUCUCUUAGUUCUGCUCCCUGUGUCGAAAGCAUGUUGACCCAUCUUUGAAUGUUACAUUGGCGAUUUUUAACUUUGGGGAAGUUUUCUUUACUUGCUUGUAUAUUUGAUAUCAGAUGUAAUCUUCUAAGUAAUGUGCCUUGAUCACACGGUGUUACAAAAGCCAUACCAUUACCAAAACUUAAUUCUACAGAAAACAUUUUCUUUGAAAGAGUUGGAACCCAAGUAUAUGAUCUCCUUUGGUAUACUUACAUUACUUCAUAUAACUGAUCUUCACAAAUGACAUACAUAGUUACAGAAACUGCCUACCAUUAUUCACAGAAGCAUUGAAUUUAUACUUGGUCGUUUUCAUGGUUUUCAGCUUGCUAAACGGCUUCUUAGUUCACGUGCGUCUGGGUUUUAUAGAAGUUCCUGCAGCAGUAGCCAUUUUUCUUUGCAGCUUCACUAAUUUUACACUGUUAAAAGUCUUAAGUUUUCUGUAUUCAAAUGGGAAUGUGAUUCUAUAGUUUCAAUUUUUUUUUUUCUCAUGUUGUGUUUAAGAGAAGGCAUAAUAGCAACAAUAUACUGUUUUGACAGUUUCCCUUUUUGGACACUUUUUCUAUUUGUCUCGUUUUCAAAUUUGAGUUGUAUAUGUGUUGUCAAACACCUUGUUUUUCAAGUUGUAGGAUCUCUCAUGCUAAACAAUCAUUGUGUGGUUUGGGUUUUUUUUGUAUUUUUUGCAUAACUCAGUCAGUUAGCAGUUAUUCCCUUCUUAGGUGGUAGUUUCCAAUGUACCCUUUUAUUUCUUUCAUGUUGGGUUCAGGCUAGUUUGCUCAGUAAUUUGUGUUUCUGUAGGAAUGAUUUUGCUCAAGCAGGAAUAUCCAAUUCACUUUAUUUAAAUGCAAAAUCCAAAGUAUUAUGGGAACCCAGCUUUUCAUUUCUUAGUCAGUGUGAGCACUAAAUGUCUCCUAAAUGCACCAGCAUUGGUCUAAUAGAUCCUCCUGAAAAUCCAUGUCUUUUCUUUUUAAAAUCUUAACAGAAAUGCAUUUCUUAGUCACUGCAGCUAUGCAUGAUUGCUGUAACUUCUGUCCUUAUAGCAUACCUUUUAACUCUCAAUGUAAAGGAGAAAAAUCAAGAAAACAUUGCCUUCUGUCAGCGUGACAGCUUGGUGCAUAUUCUGAUUUGCUGUUAGAAUUGUGAAAGGAUAAAGGUAACACUCAUGCCAGACAAAGUCUCUUAUAUAGUUAAAGCAAAAAAAAAAAAAAUACAUAUAUGCACAACCAUUUCUUUUACAUGCAAAAUGAUAGGAUAUGCUGUCAUUUAUUUUGUUGAUGUAAAUUGUCUUGUUUAGUACUAUAUUUGCAUCUCCUAUUGUAGACGUGUCAUUAGUGUUUUAUGCUGGUGGCAGUCAUUCUCUAAACUUUCAGUAAGAAAGGUUCUUCAGCAGGUUACCUUACUUAUUUUCUUCUAAAUUGAGUCAGUACUCAACAAAUGUUAUCUGCAAGUCAAAUAGACUUUAGCUCAGUGGUUUGGUAUUACCUUUUGGUAUCCUGGGCAUGCACGUACUCAUAAACACUUCUGAAGUAGGGAAUUGUAAAAUUAUCUGCUAAGCUGUUUGGAUAAUGAGAGCCAUAAAAAGCCAAGUGUGGUUCAUGUAUGUUCUUUGGGUGAGGCUACAAACACACGGGUGUAUUGCACCAGAAGUUGGAGGGGUUAAAGUACGUGUGUAAAGUGUUAGUUAAAGGUAAGGAGCCUUGAUCCAUGACAAGCUCGCACUGAGAUCAGCCUGGAGCUGUUACUUGUGUGCCAGUGAUGACAGUGUAUUUUCUUAGCAGAAUGUGUCAGGAGUUUUCAGAAUUGAAAAUGCCUUUUUUGAACCUUGUCAGAAGUCUUUAUCUUGUAGUUGUGUGCAGUGACAACUCUUACUUCAAACUAAUGUGAAUUCUCAUAAAUUAAAGCAAAUUAGUUAAAAUUUUGUAGCAGUUUUUUUUUAAAUGGUUGCUCUUUGAAAUACUACAUUAAAUAGAAGAACCAUGGAAUGGUUGAGAAUAGAAGGCACCUCUGGGUCCAUCUGGUCCAACUCUUGCUCUAACAGCUUUCAGAGGUCUCCAAGGAAGAUGCUCGACAGCCUCUGGGCAGCCUGUGUCAGUGCUCAGUCAUCUGCAGUUAUUUGUGUUUCUUCUUGGUUUAUUGUUGCAUGAUGUUGUGAUAUGGGAUACUGAUAAAACCAGGACGUUUAUUUAUGUAGCCUUUCACUAGCCUCCUUCCAGCAGCUCCAUGCCUCUCUUGCACUGGAGAGCCCCAGUGGGCCCAGCACUCCACGUGAGGCCUCCUCAGGGCAGACAGGCAAGGUUGUAUCCCGUGGCCUGCUGGCAGCGCUGCUCCAGAGCACCACUGCCCUUCUUGGCAACAAGGGCACAUUGUUGGCUCAUGUACUGUCCAGCUGGAUACCCAGGUCAUUUUCUACAAAGCUGCUUUCCAGUUUUGAAAGAAACCAGAAUACAAAUAUUAUUUCUUAAGCUAGGAGGAUUGAUUUCUUAUUUAGUUCAGUUUUCUAACUUAGAGAACCAGGUGUUUUUUUUUGUUGGUUUUUUUUAAUAAAGAUUGUAGUAGUUUUAAGGUACUGGAAAACAAUUUGCACAUGCACUUCGGUUGUCUGUGCAAACAUUUUUUGAGGUCACUAUUAUUUUUCAGUCCUACAGUAAGUGCAAUGUAAAAGAUGUGUAAUGUUUAGUAUGAAUCAACAGUAUACAAAUCUUUUCCUAGAAAUUGGGUUAAAAUAGAAUGCAACAAGAUAACUGAUUUAUUUAUUUACUUAUUGCUUCUUCUACAUCUCUUCCUCUUUUUCUCUAGGAAAAAUGUUUUGGUUGAAAAUGCUUAGCCUUUGGUUUCUUGGUUCCUUAAUGGAAGAAAGGGUAAACAUUGUAAUAAUAAUACUUUGAUAUCUUUAAUUGGCUUGAUAUUACAAAGAAGAAAUACCUAAAACUAAGAGAAUCCCUUUUAAAGGAAGGGGGCAGAGAGGGGGGAAAAAAUCCACCCCCUCUGCCCUAAAGGGAUUAUUCAUUAAUUGCUAGGCUGAAGAUCUCUCUGCCAGUGAGGGUCGGGGGAGUGCUUCCCAGCCUGGAACAGCAGUUUGUUCAUUCAGGUCAGAAGUUACUUUUGCCCCAGGAGCAUUACAACAAUAUAGAUUUUUGGGGAGAGAGGAGUGCCUUUAAUGCCUGUGGUCAGAUUUUAAUGCUGUGUGUUCUUAAAGUGAACAUGAGUGAAGGCUGUGGACCACCACAGUGGUACCCAGCAGCAAUUCAGAAUUAUGAGAAUAGGACUUAUCUAUCGAACAGUAGUGUGCCUUAGGUAAGGAGGUAACAGUAUGGUAUUCUUAAGUGAUUACAGUAACUUAUAAAUUGUGAUGAGCUGGGAUGGGGGUUGGAAUUACCUUCAGCAUGAUUUUUUCCCUGAGUAACUAAGUACCACUAGAGAGUACAGCAUCUCUGUUCUUAGGAAGCUCUUCUGAGCAAAAUGCUGUUUUGCCUUUCCCAUAAACCUUGCUCUGACUUAAAUUUCCAGUGGCCACAACCAAAAUCAGAGGCUCUCAGGAAACCUUGCAUGUAAUACAGUAGGUUUAGGCCUGCUGUUGCAAUGCUUCCCCUCCAACUGCUUGUGGUGGCCCUCUGAAAAGUUUCAUCAGAGCAGUGUUCAACUAAUUUCUGGUUUUGGUUGGUCUUCUUUUGGCGAGCUGCUCUAUCAGCAAUAUCUGAACAUGCAAGAGCAGGUAAAUGUAUCAGGCUGUAGGGUUUUUAAAAUACUGUAGGGAUGGUGCAGGAAAAUACUGGAGUUUUGUUUGCCCUCUUUCCCAUGGCUAAACCACCACAGCCUUUCAGCAAUUAGUGCUAGGUGUUCGCAGUUGUAGACAGGGCUCUCAGAUAGAGGGACAUAGGAGAGCUGGCUGGUUUCAGUAGCACCGAUGCUGUGAUAGGCAGCUCUGUUUUGCAGAGGUUUCUGGAAGUUGAAAUCCCUUUGAGUCCUGCUGCUGCUCUACCAGCUUGUAUUGUUACUAAAGAUGGCCAUCGUUAACAGUUGUCAGUCUUUUUUUGUUUUGGUUUGGUUUUUUUAAUGAAAAAUAAAGCAAUUUCUUGGCUUUGGCAUUGUAAUAAAUUUAUCUAGUUAACUUAUAAGGUACUUUCAUUUUUUUUUUUUUCCUCAUUUACUCUAAGUGAAGUUCUGUGGCUAACUCUAGAUGAUGUUUACCUGAACUCUUUACUGAGUAGCUUUAGUAGUUCUACUGGUAUAUAAAACUGAGCUCUAAUAUCCAGAUUGUCAAUGAAGUUUACAGAAUGAAUAACUUGUAAGCUGAAUUUGUAGCUCUCUUGAAGAGAGAACAGUGGAAAUACAGUGUAGGUUUAACUGGUUAGUGCAUCCUGUUUGCUAUGAUUCCACAGGAAGGUCUGGGCACCCUCUGCUCUUCAAAAGAGGCUCACGUGAGACAAAUAAGAGACAAAUGAUUAUUUGUAUCUUAAGUAUAUGGUUGUCAUCUGAAAUUAUCACUGAGUUAAGUAUAGGUACAGAGACCAAUGAAUGAUUUAGAUAUCAGUAAUACUAUUAAGCAUCAAGGGAUAACCAUUUUUAUUUUCAGACAUUAGAUCUGAUGGAUGCAUGCAAUGAAGGAUUGGGGUUUUUUUUUGUCUGCUAUGUGGGAGAAGUAACUUAAGGAUACUGGUAUAGAAAUGGUGAGAAAUGUUGAGUGAAGUGUCACUUUAACUAUAAGUUUAAGAGGAGGAGGUUAGUUUUAGUUUUUUCUUUGUUGGGGGGUGAAGAAAGUCUCUGUAAACUUAACUUGCCUGUAGGCUAAAAUUGGAUGGUCUUGUUUUUUUUCCUCCGUUCUGCAAACCUUUAUGUAUUUAGGCUUUAGAUGCUUGCAGCAAAUUUCUUUAUAUAAAUAUACACACACGUGUAUAUGAAUCAUACGUAUGAAUCAUAUAUGUCUUCGAACGUAAUGUAUUAAUUAUAGGAAAAAAGCCUAUUUUCCAUUGUUCUGGGACAUUUCAGGAAAUUAGACUCUUUUUGUUUUAAAUACAAGUUUGGUAAUGGUUGUAUCUCAAGUAUUUCUGUACAGAAGGAAUAGCUUUGUCGCCUUUUAAUAUUUCCUAUUUAGUCCGUAUUGGCAUAAGUACUCUAACUAUAGAUCAGAAAUACAUUGCAAAAGAUACCGUGGAGCUUAUUUUUCUUGAAGUGCUGGGAUACUCAUUCAUGCAGUAAACCAUAUUUAGAAUGUAGGAUAGAAUCAUAUUUCUUCCUUGACGAAAAAAUGCAGUUUUACAACACAUGUAGCAUCAAAUUCAUGCUCAAAACUAAAAUGUGUGAUUUAAUUAAAAAUAAGUAAAAUGUGAGGGAGAAGGUUACAGGCUGUUUUUUCUGAGACUCUGGAAAAGAAAUCUGGAUGGAAAGAAGCAAUAGCUGUUUAUUUUAUGAAAAUACUACAGGAUGAAAAUGGUCAUUAGAUUGUAAAAUUCGAGUAACUUUCCAUACACUGCAAGUACAGGCGAGAACCAGCUAAUGGAUACUAGAAACAUUAGAUUUUAAGUAGCCAUAACCAAUUUUACUGUCAAACCCCACAUGUGUUCUGUCUUACCCCCUCCAAAGGAGGGCUGCUGUACAUGGGAGGGAGGGAGGGAGCAGUAUUUCUGGCCAGAAGCCUGUUCUUGUUUGGAUUUCAGUGGCAGAAGGCCUGACCUCUUUCUGCUUUCUUGUUCUCUUUUCAGUGUGAUUUCAUGGUGAAUGACUCGCUUCAUGAUUAGUCUAAAAUAAGUCAGGAGUUGAUUCAUACUCUUAUCCUGCCCCCGGCCCUCUAGCUAGAUCACUGACUGCAAAGUUUCUAGAAGAAUAUAAAUGUUGACUCUGAGGAAGUAUGUUGUCUGAUUGUUUCUUUACAAGGAACCACAUGUAAGCUCCAAGUAAAAGUGCAAACUCCUGAAGUAGCCCUAAAGAGAACGUGAAACUAGACAGGAAUGUUUGAGAGUCUUUUUAGAAUGGUUUCUUCUAGGUAGCAGUUAUGGAAGCGCUCAGCCUCCGGAAUGUGAAUUACUUGGUUGUGGGUUUGUUGAGUAAUAGUUAUGCACGAGUGCGAGCUGUGGUGAUGACCCGAGAUGACUCAAGUGGUGGAUGGUUACCACUUGGAGGGGGUGGACUAAGCUGUGUCACAGUCUUCAAAGUCAUUCCCCAGGAAGAGAAUAGCUGUGCUGAUUUUCUUAUCCAUGGAGAACGACUCAGGGAUAAAACGGUGGUCUUGGAAUGCACAUUAAAGAAGGACCUCGUUUACAACAAAGUUACUCCAACUUUUUACCACUGGAAGAUUGAUGACAAAAAGUUUGGCCUCACAUUUCAGAGUCCUGCUGAUGCAAGAGCGUUUGACAGAGGUAUUCGGAGAGCAGUGGAGGAUAUUUCUCAAGGCUGUCCACCCUCUCAAAAUGAUGUUGAAGUGGCAGAAGACUGCUUUCAAAGUACUCAAGAAAAUACAUCAGGUUCAUUAAUGAAAGAUCAGCUUUUCCAACACGAAACCGUAGUAACCAGUGAACCUUACAGUACUUCAAAUGUAAGGCCUUCAGCACUUGAGGAUUUCAACACCAGGAGAGCCUGUUUUCCUAGCCAACCUAGCCAGGUCCCAUUGAAGCCGAUCAGACACGUUAGCUUUCAGGAUGAAGAUGAAAUCGUUAGAAUAAACCCUCGUGAUAUUUUGAUACGUCGUUAUGCAGACUACAGGCAUCCUGACAUGUGGAAGAACGACCUGGAGAGGGAUGACGCAGACUCAAAUAUACCAUUUUCUAAAUCAGACAGUAAAAAAUCUGACUAUUUAUACCCGUGUGGGGAUGGAACUAAGUUGAAUUCCCUGAAAGACUCAAAGAGUUCUGUGGUAUUUAAAACUCAGCCUUCCUCAUCAAAAUUUAAAAACUCAAAAAGAAGAAAAGAGGAUGGUGAGCGUUCCCGCUGUAUAUACUGCCAGGAAAGGUUUAAUCAUGAAGAUAACGGCAGAGGAAAAUGUCAAGAUGCUCCAGAUCCUAUUAAAAGAUGUAUCUACCAAGUUAGUUGCAUGCUUUGCGCAGAGAGCAUGCUGUAUCACUGCAUGUCAGACUCGGAAGGAGACUUUUCUGAUCCUUGCUCGUGUGACACUAGCGAUGACAAGUUCUGCUUACGCUGGUUAGCACUGGUAGCGCUGUCGUUCAUUGCUCCGUGUAUGUGCUGCUACCUCCCCUUGAGAGCAUGCCAUCACUGCGGUGAGGCGUGUGGGUGCUGUGGAGGGAAGCAUAAAGCUGCAGGAUGAAUCAGUCUUGUGCCAAACAGAGCUGAAAAUCUUUGUUUCCAGGAAGCAUCUAACUUGGAUUUGUGGAAGCUUUUUGGCGAGCCGAAGGGAAUCUUCUUUCACGUAAGAGAUGCUGGAUGUGGAAGAAGCAACAAGACUUGUCAGACCUUGGCAUUUUACAAGUGCUAGCCACGCCUAACUGUUUCCUUUGAGCGCGUGGCGUUUGUUGCGAGUUGUGAAGGAGAUUUUGCAAAGGAAAGCCUGUUCUUAUUAUUGGCUAUAAAAUGAGUAUAUAAACUAUGAUUAUACUAAAAGGGAUUAACUUUUGCCACUUUGUACAUUCAUGGUUUAGGUGAGGGGGCUCUUUUAAAAGGAUUAAAACUUACCUGAGGGGAAAUUUUAACUAAAAGUGCACUAGUGACAGUUGAUUUAAGAUUAAGAAAAGUUAAUACUCGGCAAAUGAGAAAUGAAACUGAUUUUAAGUGCAACUAAAUCACUUAUUAAUAGUUUUUUGGAAGCGACUUUAUGUAUAAAUAACAAAUGUUUAUAUUUAACUAAAUGUGUAAGGUACGAAUUAUUACAUGUUAAACUUCCCUUCCCUCUGGUCUAGUAGGUAUGGACCAUAUCUACUGUCACAUUCCAUUGUAGUACUUUAAAUAUUUAAUUAGUUAAUUUAGUUGCAUUUUUAUUCCAGAUGGACAAAUUGAUAUUUUCAGUCCUGUUUCCCUUCAGCUACAGUUUGUGUUGAGUUGUAUCCAUACAUUCUGAUAAUCUAAAAACUUUUAAAAUAUUAAUUAUUCUAGUCUUGAGUGACCAAUAUUUUUUUGUUAAGCACAGAUGUAAUUGUCUAAAAUGUUCUUGUUAGAACAUAACAUUUAUUUUUAUAUAUAAAUGACUUUGAUUUCAACAUAAUAGCAAAAAGGAAGUUGUUUUUGUUGCUCAACCAGCAAGUUGUUUUCUUUUGGGGCGUCCUCCAAAAAUACUUUAUUACGUAUACAGAUGUUCAUUAAGCAAAAGGUACAUUAAGGCAGUUGUAACGAGUUGUCAUCAGUGUUCUUGUUUAUCUUUCUGUUAAACUAGGAUCCUGUUCAACUGUUUAUCGAGUACUAUGAUUAAAACAAAAGAUUAAUAACAAAA